CUCGUUUGUAGACUAUCUUUUGUUAUUGUUGCAUAUUGCAUGUAUACCUCUCAUAACAAGAGCCAAGCCAUGCUGCACUAUUUAUAAGGGCGGCAGCGCAUGCGCAACGAGAGCGCCGCUCCGCUCCCACUGACAUGAGUUAAAUACGCACAGAGAGCGAGAAUACACCUUGCAGGCGAGCCACGCAGCAAGGAAUCAGUGAAUGUAGAAAUAACUUCUGCAUGGUGAUUAAUAUGACAGCACGCGCGGAAUAUGGGAGGUAGUGUGCGUGUGGUGUUGAAGGUGACAUUCCCAUGGCCAGAACCAGCGCGGACGGGCAGCUCCGUCAGAACAACAGCAAACUGGACUCUUUCCUCAAGAGGAACACCAGUCGGGAUGUGUACGAGCGGAUCCGGGUCUACGAGCCGUGUGUGGUGGUGUCGGGCUCGGUGAAGAAGGUUUUCAUGCAUGUGAUCCUGAGCGAUGAGCGCGUGUAUCUGAGCGAGUAUCACCCGCGCGCGCUGCGUGAGGCGCUCAGCUUCAGACACAUCAAGAGCAUCGAGCUGAUCAAUGAUUUGCCUGAUUUCCUCAGCGGACAGGAUCGUGAACGCUCACUGCAUAUCCGUGUUGUUCACACCACAAAGAAUCCUGGGAAAAUGAGCUCAAGACCCAAAGGAUCCGGUCAGAAUAAGCCAUCAUUUCCAGCGCAAGGACGCAACUCGAGUGCCCGUCAUUCGCUGGAGGGCAUGAGUCCCGUCCUCCUGUCGGCUGAGUCCUCGAGCUGGAGAAUCUCUCCCACAUCAAUGAGUGAUGGUGGUCUGGAGGAAGAGGAAGGCAGCGUCAUUCCGAAGAGACGUUCAGCUUCCUGUCCGAACCCAGAUGUUUUGGCUGUGUCUGUGUUUGAUAGCUCUCCCGCUCACUCCUCCAGCUCCAGUGACCAGCGAGAGAGUCCCAGCGCUUCAGUCCCGACAGCACUGAUGAGGAGAACAACAACAGAGAAGCAGGAGGAGGAGAUAGAGGAAGAGUUACACCUUUAUGCGGUAUCUCCAUCAUCCCGAAUAUACCUUCACCUGCAGAGCGCCUGGAGCAGCUACAUCAUUCGAUCAACUUUGAUGCUGGACCCAGUGUACAGGAAGAGAUGUGGCAUGUCCUCCUCUUCUCCUCACAAACAGAAAUAUCACAAAAUCAGCUGGGAACGGACGUGUCACUUGUUCAGUCAGUUGAGCGGAGAGCUGCUGCAGGAGGACGUGGGCCUGGAGAGUCUGUAUUUACUCCUGCAGGAGCUGCACACGGCCACCAACCGCAACCUCACCAUCAAAAAACUCUUCUGGAGGGUAACAUGCAGCUGUGUAACAUGCACUCCUCAUCCAGAAAUGAACAUUUCCCUCACAAAAUCCUUUUUAUUUGCUCCUCAGUCACCGGACCUCUAUCCUUUCCUGGUGAAAACGCUGGCUGAAAGCUCUCAGAGCGGCCAGGAAGGAGUCCAUGCAGCCGACAGACUUCUGCUUUGCACGUUGGUGGUUCAGAUAUUAAGCCUGAUGUUCAGGGAAACAGAGAUCGAAGAGACGAGGCUCAGCAUGCUGACGGCCAAACAGGGAGCUCUUACGGAGAACAUGCUGCUCGCUUUAGUGCGUGAUCCAGAUCUCCAGCUGCCAGACUCUACUAACGGCUCCAAAUCUUCAGUUAAUAAGCUGCAGCGUCUGCAGGCAGACUAUCUGGAUGCGGCUUCAGCGCUGCUGUUUGAGGUGGUUGUGUUCUGUCAGGAGGCCAGUCGCACACCUGCUCUGGGACAUUUCCUCACCAUCGGCUGGGUGUUUCGCUUGCUUAAACCACAUCCAUUCUUACUCCCGUUUGUGGGCUAUCAGGCCCAGCAGGUGGUCCUGCUUCUCUCAGGUGCUCAGGAUGCGCUCAGCCCAUCUCAGGCGGUUCUCCUGUACCAGCGCUGCCAGGUUUUGUUAGCCUGUCUGCAGCACUGCACCUGUUUGAGCAAAUAUAUCAGGACGGGAUUCAAGGAGGAGUUCAGGUACUAUGUGAAGACGUCAGGGCUGGAGGACAAACUGCCCCAUCACUACCCCAUCAGUCAGCCUGCCCAGCGCCUCCUUUCCCAGCUCCUCAGUCUGGUUCUCCUGAAACCUUGAGCUCUGGCUUUUUUCCCUUCUGUUCCUCUGGCACUGAGUUUCUUAUUUCUGCAGACAGACGUGGGAAUAUGCCUUUGAAUGAAUAUGCUGCACUUUAAGAUUGAAUUCAAGUCUUGUAUCGUGUCUUACUGUGUGUUGAACAGAGACUGCGGGAUUUUACUCUGUUUGGCAUAUUGCCUUUGUCUACACUCAGGAUUAUUAUGACUGUAAUAUGUGUUACAUAUCAAACAUCACAGAACAGAUUGAUAUAUUGAACUAUUUAUUAGAUAUGAAUAUACAUUAAAUAGACUGAUAUCAAAUUGCACUUUUCAGUUAACAAAUUCAGGUUUGGCAGGUCACUCUUAUAUGAGAACGAUCACAGUAUUAUUAUAUGAAUAUCUUCAUAUUUAUUACACUUACUGUACUUUAAGGCACUGGGACAGAUGCACUUGUUUAUUUUGGUUGUUUUUUGUUUGGAUGCACUUUUUCUCUAUAAGUACUGAUUUUCAGGAACUCUAUGUACCUCAAGGCCUCAAAUUAAAAAUAACAAAUAUUUUAAAAAAACAUUUGUGUGUCUGUGACAUUUUUAUAAACCUAAUUGUUGAAUGGGUGUUUUUGUAUAUGCAAUAAAUAA
Molecule: messenger RNA, 2730 nt
Organism: Cyprinus carpio (common carp)
Lineage: Eukaryota; Metazoa; Chordata; Actinopteri; Cypriniformes; Cyprinidae
Source: RefSeq, a predicted model, not a curated record